UACUUUUGUACGCAAUUAGAUUACAAUCUCUGUGUUUUGAGGUUUGGAUCUUGAACAAUACGAGUUGGCGGGAAAACAAAUUCUAGUGGACGUGACCCAUAUUUUAUGAUCCAAUCAACAACUCGACGUUUAGUUCUGAAAAGAUUUGAUAUAUGGGUUUCUUUCAAGCAAUGUAGUACAUAUCAGUCACCAGGCUCAAAGGAUUCUUCGGGCGAUAAGUUUCAACAGUCAAGCUGGAGUGGAAAGAAUGCUUGGAAAAUAGGUCUUGUUACUUUGUCUUGUUCCGGUUUGUUUGGUUUUGGAUUUGCCUUGGCUGCUUGGGGCCCUCCAAAAAAGGAUGACAAUGGAGUCGAAGUAAGUGGAUAAUUUCUAAAUAUUACGAUUAGAUUGGGGAUAAGUUUAGUCAAAUGCCAAUUGUUUGGGGAUAUAUAAGAAGAACAUUGAAUUCUGUCCUUGAAUUUAAUCAAAGCAUAAAGGACCCUGUUAGUGAAAAACUCCUUCCCGAUCCAGUACAACCACCGUACUACCAACCGCCUUAUACUCUUGUUUUGGAAAUGACUAAUGUACUUGUUCAUCCAGAAUGGAAGUUUCGUACAGGUUGGCGUUUUAAAAAAAGGCCGGCGUUAGAGUUGUUUUUGCAACAACUAUCCCCUCAUUAUGAAGUUGUUGUCUAUACUAACGAAUCAAUAAUGACUGGAGCACCUGUGUUAGGUCAAAUGGAUCCUCAAGGACAAUUUAUCCACUUCCGACUAUUUCGCGAAGCGACCCGGUAUAAAGGAGGAAAACAUAUUAAAGAUCUCUCAUGUCUUAAUAGAGAUCUCUCUCGUGUGGUGUUCGUAGACUGGGAUUCUGCUGCAGCCCAGUUACAACCACGCAAUUCACUAAUUAUAAAACGUUGGGAUGGUGAGGAGUCAGACAGAGAACUGAUAGAUUUAGCUGCCUUCUUAAGAAUGAUUGCAAUGGGGAGUGUGGAUGAUGUGCGGCUGGUACUAGAUUACUACAGAGAAUUUGAUGACCCAUUAGCUUUUUUCCGUGAAAAACAUGAAGAACUUAUGGAAGUUCAAGCCAAACGGAAACAUGAAACAGAAAAGGCUUUAUUAAAACGCCCUCGACCAACAUUUUCAUUUACUGGUAUGGCUAGAUCCUGAUGUCGUUGAUUUUACUAGUAAAAAUAUCUCAACAGGAAUGAUCCUCAAAAUAAUUUUGAAAUGCACUUGUUUCCUGUAUGAAUAUAAAAUCUAUGUGCUUG
Schistosoma turkestanicum is the source of this 1249-nucleotide messenger RNA. The record is from the annotation of a GenBank genome assembly. Lineage: Eukaryota; Metazoa; Platyhelminthes; Trematoda; Strigeidida; Schistosomatidae.